AUGCAGAUAGAUGAUAGUGGCGAGGAACCUAGUAGCAAGAUUAUGGCACCGUCGUCGGUUUCUCCUAGUAUCUCAGUUCUACUACAUCCUCUUGUGGUGAUGAAUAUUAGCGAUCAUUUUAUGCGAUUUCUAGCGCAAGAAUCUUCUGAAGAUAGCCAAAUUAUUGGAGCUUUGAUUGGUACUCAAAAAGGGCGCACAGUUGAAAUUAGUAAUUCAUACGAAUUGGAUUGCAAUUUUAAUACCGGCAAGCCGUUCUUGAACGUUGAUUAUUUCAAGGAUCGUGAGGAAAAGUUUCGUGAAUUAACUGAUGAAUUCAUGUUUAUUGGUUGGUACACUAUUGGAAGUUCGCCGAAUGAGACAGAUUUAAAUAUUCACCAACAAUUUUGCCAAAUUUAUGACAGCCCUCUCUUAUUAAAGUUGAAUCCGAACUGUAACUAUGCUACCAAUUUACCUGUGGCAAUUUUCGAAACAGUAGUCGAUGCUGUGGAUAAUCAGGCUAAAAUUUUAUUUUUAGAAAUACCGUAUACAUUAGCUACUGAAGACUCGGAGAGAAUCGGAGUCGAUCAUAUAGCUAAAACAUCAUAUUCUGAAACGACUAGCACUUCCUCAGCUGCUGAUAACUUGCUUGCUCAAUAUAAUGCAAUUAAGAUGUUGCACACACGUGUUAAACUGCUGACGGAUUAUGUCAAGGCUGUAAGAGCAGGGAAGCUAUCAUAUAAACAUGAAAUAUUGCGCGACAUUUCCAGCAUGUGCCAGAGACUACCCAUUGCCAAGAGUAAACAAUUUACUGUGGAAUCUGUAAACCAAUACAACGACGUCUUAUUAAUGGCUUGCUUAGCUGCUAUUACGCAAGGUUGCAAAAAUAGUGAUGAGUUUAUCACUAAAGCAAAUGACUUAUAUGAGGCCUCUGGUCAUCGUAUGCGUACCUUUUUCUACUGA
Molecule: messenger RNA, 939 nt
Organism: Trichoplax adhaerens
Lineage: Eukaryota; Metazoa; Placozoa; Uniplacotomia; Trichoplacea; Trichoplacidae
Exons: 10
Coding region: 1-939 (312 amino acids)
Biological process (GO): protein deneddylation
Cellular component (GO): COP9 signalosome
Molecular function (GO): metallopeptidase activity; protein binding
Source: RefSeq, a predicted model, not a curated record